Cuculus canorus (common cuckoo) is the source of this 1810-nucleotide messenger RNA. It is a transcript of the gene CLCC1, whose product is annotated as chloride channel CLIC like 1. The transcript is spliced from 12 exons. NCBI's taxonomy places the organism in Eukaryota, Metazoa, Chordata, Aves, Cuculiformes, Cuculidae. The record is from RefSeq and is a predicted model, not a curated record. The coding region runs from base 129 to 1652 and encodes 507 amino acids. Gene Ontology annotation, cellular component: membrane; endoplasmic reticulum. Gene Ontology annotation, molecular function: chloride channel activity.
GUCCCCGCCGGGGCCGCAGGGGGCGCCCGUGCGCUGCCUCCGCCACUACGCCGGGGCCGGGGGGGCGGUGGGCCCCGCGCCGCGCUGAAACCGGGCGGUGCUGAGCGGAGCGGCGGCGGUGCCCCAGGAUGCUGUUCCCGCUGGUGCUGUGUGCGGCGGUGCUGGUGGGGGGUGGUAAAGUUCAAGAUGAUGAGUGGAUUGACCCCACAGAUAUGCUCAACUAUGAUGCAGCGUCGGGAAGGAUGAGGAGACCUUACAAGGCAAACUAUCAUGACUCUGAGGAUAAGACGGUGGAUACAGUCAGUACUGAAACAUUAUCGAGUUGUUCCAGGGAAGUAGAUUCCUUGCAACAGAAGAUUGCAGAGUGUGAGAAGAGGAUUGCCAAAUCACAUGAAAGCCGUAGCUUUUAUAUUUUUAAGCGAUACUUGAAUAAGAUUUUAAAUGAAGCUGGAAAGCUUGGCCUUCCUGAGGAGGAUGUGGACCAAGUCCAUUAUGAUGCUGAGAUCAUCCUUACAAAACAGACAUAUUUAGAGAUCCUGCGGUUUCUCAAUGAGGAAACUUGGCAGUCGGGUGCUGUGGAUGAUGCGCUUAGUGAUAUUCUGAUCAACUUUAAGCAUCACGAUCACAAAGCUUGGCACUGGAGAUUUGAAGACACUUUUGGAAUUGAUCUAUAUAAUAUGUUUCUGAUACUGUUAUGCUUAGCGUGCGUUGUCACUCUAAUUGCUACGGAGCUCUGGACACGCAUUCAUUGGUUUGUUCAGCUAAAACGUGUUUUGUUAAUAAGUUUUCUCAUCAGUUUUGCGUGGAAUUGGCUUUACUUGUAUAAGGUGUCCUUCGCGCAGCAUCAAGCAGAAAUUGCGAAAAUGGGGCAGUUUGAUAAUGUCUGUGCUGAGAAGUUGGACUGGAGGGGGAGUCUUAUUGAAUGGCUCCGAAGUAAAUGGACAUUUCAGGAUGACCCCUGUCAGAAGUACUAUGAAACUCUACUAGUAAAUCCUGUCUUGCUUGUUCCACCAACAAAGGCAUUGGCAAUUACUUUCACCAACUUUGUAACAGAGCCCUUGAAGCACGUAGGACAAGGUAUUGGUGAAUUCAUCAAAGCGCUAAUGAAGGAGAUACCGUUUGUUCUGCAGAUUCCAGUGCUGAUUAUGAUGGCUCUGGCUGUUGUGGCUUUCUGCUAUGGUGCAGGAUCAUCGGUGUCCGUGUUGAGAUACUUAACAUCUUCUCAGAAGAAAAGUCUUCCUCCACCUGAAAGUCACCAGGAGAAAAUAGACUUCGGGCAGCAGAAGCUUCCGUAUGUUUCUAGAGGACCUUAUGACAGAGGAGAUGCUCCUGUGAGACCAGGAAAUGGCAGCAGAAGUCCUGACGUGCAUGCAAGCGAUGACCCAGACACGCAAGUAGAAGAGUCUCACAAACAAGAACCUGGUAAUAGAUUGCACCCCGAGUGUGAAGUUUGUAGACUAGAAAGUAUCACAGCUGAAAACCUUACUGAAGAACACACACUAGAGCAGCAGAAGCAGGAGACAGGCAAAGCAGAGCAAGAGACGGCUGAAAAUUGUGAUCCUCAGAAAAACCUAGAAGGGAAAAGUUCUGCAGUGGAACCAUAUGAAGAGAAGAAAAAGAGCAGCGCGCAUGACUCACAGGAAGGAGACUGAGGAAGCCUCACACCCUGCUGUGGAGUAGAGGAUGUUGCCACUGAAGCAGCUGGGAAUCUGUUCUUCUCCUGGAAGUAGCAUCUCUGGUCAUCCAUCCUGUUACUCUGGAAUCGACUCAGCAGAUCAAAGAACCCUUCAUCUGCCAUUGUCUCUCGACU